Messenger RNA from Larimichthys crocea (large yellow croaker), 1764 nucleotides. It is a transcript of the gene upp1, whose product is annotated as uridine phosphorylase 1. Bases 165 to 1103 code for a protein of 312 amino acids. Lineage: Eukaryota; Metazoa; Chordata; Actinopteri; Sciaenidae. Gene Ontology annotation, molecular function: uridine phosphorylase activity. The record is from RefSeq and is a predicted model, not a curated record. Gene Ontology annotation, cellular component: cytosol; cytoplasm. Gene Ontology annotation, biological process: nucleotide catabolic process; uridine catabolic process. The transcript has 8 exons.
CCGCUGCCCGUCCUGUUGUGACGCUCGGUACGUGCUCGACGUCACGUCAAUGUGGGCUGGCCGGAGCUUCACGUUACCGGUCUCGACGUCAGAUGUUCAAAGAGUGAAAUUAAUUUGUCACAAACGGAGGUCACGGCAGUCAAACAGCAACAUUUCUAAGGAAGAUGGAUCCAAAGGACGACAAGAGAAACGCGUCACGCUGCAGCAGCCCUGUUUGUGUGCACAACCCCCACCUGGAUGCACUGAAAGAUGACAUCCUCUACCACUUCAGUUUAGGAACCGGGACUCACAACCUGUCAGCCAUGUUUGGUGAUGUCAAAUUUGUGUGUGUUGGGGGCAGUCCCUGGAGAAUGAAAUCAUUCAUUGAGUACAUUGCGGCUGAGCUGAGUAUGGAAGACCCCAAAGCAGAUUACCCAAAUAUCUGUGCUGGGACGGACCGCUAUGCCAUGUACAAAAUAGGCCCUGUGCUCUCCGUCAGUCAUGGAAUGGGCAUCCCAUCUAUUGCCAUAAUGUUGCAUGAGCUAAUAAAGCUCCUCCAUCAUGCACAAUGCACAGAUGUUACAAUUAUUCGCAUUGGGACAUCAGGUGGAAUAGGGCUUGAGCCUGGCACUGUUGUUGUCACCAAGCAGUCUGUGGAUCCCACCUUCCUGCCCAAGUUUGAGCAGGUGAUCCUGGGGAAGACGGUGGUGCGCAGUACUGAUCUGGACCAAAGCCUGGCUGAGGAGCUGUUGCAGUGCAGUAAGGAGCUGAACCAGUUUGAGACGGUGAUCGGCAAAACCAUGUGCACACUGGAUUUCUACGAAGGACAAGCCCGUUUGGAUGGUGCGUUCUGCUCCUACUCUGAACAAGAUAAACGGGACUACCUCAAUAAAGCCUACGAAGCAGGAGUCUGCAAUAUUGAAAUGGAGUCAUCAGUUUUUGCUGCCAUGUGCAAACUGAGUGGUCUCCGAGCGGCUGUGGUUUGCGUGACACUGCUGGAUCGGCUGAAGGGGGAUCAGCUGAAUAGCUCUCAUGAAGUCCUUCGUGAUUACCAACAACGUCCUCAGAUACUCGUUGGGACCUACAUUAAGAAGCAGCUCAAGGCCAAAGCAGCACGAAGCUGAGUGCAACACAUGCAAGCUGGCAAAAUCUGGGAAUCUUCUCUGGAAACUUAUAAACCUGUAUAAAUCUUAUCACUGCAAAAUGUGCAAUACAGUAACUCAGCUUUAAACAUUUUUUUUGUAUACAUUCUUUACAGCUCACCAGUUGCCAUACCUUUUUUAAUAUGUCUGAUAUAAUCGCUGAAUUUUUUUAACUUGUGCUCUCCUUUCUGUUUAUCCUUUGACACUUAUUUAGCCUAUUGAUUUCACUAUCAUAAUACACCAGCAUGCACUAUUUUACUUUUGUUUACUCUUGUAUUUAACUUAAAUACAAUUGAACCGAGUGUUAUAUUUUAUGUCGCAGCCUGUGCUCAACAAAUGUGUCUUAAUUAAGACUGUUUUAUACAACAUGUCCAGUUCCUUAUCCAUAAAACUUGAAUCACUUCACGGCUUUUCAAACUGUCAAUACGAGGUUCCUUCUUUCAUGAAAACCAAAAUAUUUCAGUAAUAUUGAUUAAUGUGUGUCCUUGUGAUGGUUGCAAAAUGUAUGCAGACUGUAGGUUGUCUUGUUUGUUUUCAGUGUUUCAUUCAGGACCUAAAUACUGUAACAAAGUCUUCAUCAUUUCAAAGGAAAAUAAAAUUCCACUGGAUGUCUUAUUUCUAAUAAAGCUUUAUAUAAUAUGAA